Messenger RNA from Gadus morhua (Atlantic cod), 1265 nucleotides. RefSeq lists its product as uncharacterized. Gene Ontology annotation, biological process: response to bacterium. The record is from RefSeq and is a predicted model, not a curated record. Bases 62 to 1102 code for a protein of 346 amino acids. The transcript has 6 exons. NCBI's taxonomy places the organism in Eukaryota, Metazoa, Chordata, Actinopteri, Gadiformes, Gadidae.
GCUCAAAUCUUUCAUUACAGCGAGAACAGCGCUGGUUCAGCUUCAGCGGCAAAACGUGACAAUGUAUUUUGCUAUGAUAACUCUGAGUACAGCACUGUUGAUUCAGGCCCAAGAGAGUCCUCGUUUGGUCUCCAUGGAAUCAGCAGGACUUGGGGAUACUGUUACCCUUCAUUGUGAAGCUCAGCAAAUGGAUUGCAGUAAUUUAUACUGGUACAAGCAAUGUCUUGGAUGUUAUCCCGAAAUGGUUGCUUCGAAAGUGUUUCAAGUAGCUACAAUGAAGCCUCACAUUAAUUUAACAUUGACAGAGGUAGAAGGUGCUUGUGUCUUUAAUCUGAUCAUUCAGAACGUAACUAAAGGUGAUGAAGCAAACUAUUUCUGUCAACAAUACACACGUGCUUAUUGGAAUAAUGGCACCUUUCUGUCCAUCAAAGAUGACAAUCAUAGGUUUGUCUCCCAGACUGUGGUCCAACAGCCUGUGUCGGCAUCAGCUCAGCUGGGAGACCCUGUGUCUCUCGAGUGCUCUAUUACCUCCCAGAGGACGGACCACAGUAGCCAGUGCAGAGGGGAACCCAGUGUGUACUGGUUCAGAUCUGGAUCAGGACCAUCUCACUCAGCUGCCAUUUACAUGAAUGGAAACAGGAGAGGUGAAUGUCAGAAUAGUUCUGGGCCUCCGUCUGCUCCACAGAGCUGUGUCUACACUCUCCCCAAGAACAAUGUAGACUCCUCUGAUGCUGGGACCUACUACUGUGCCCUGGCAGCAUGUGGGGAAGUUGUGUUUGGAAAUGGAAUUAAACUGGAGAUAACAGAACCCAACCGGCAUCUUGUUACCAUGGUGCUCGGAAUACUUUUGGCUUGUUGUCUGGCUGUGAUUACAAUCCUCUUUCUAACCAGAAAUAAAAAGUAUGUUUGUGAUCAUCGCAAAGGAACUCUGAGUGCUUCCUUCCAUGCUCCACGUGACUCACAGAUUCAGAAACAACAGGAUGGGGAGACAGAUUCCUUAAACUACGCAGCGUUGGAGUUCUCUGGCAGGAAAACCAAAGGAGGGAAGAAGAACACUGAAAGGAAUCAGGAGAGUGUGUAUUCUGCUGUGAGAGAAACCUGACACUGAAGUUCAUCAACCUGGGAGUUUGUAUCACCUCAUGAUGAGUCUAAAGGAGGUGAUAAUGGUGUUAUUAAUCAAGACAUGCUUAUUAUUAUGAGUAUAUAGAUUGUUACUUAUGUUUCACGAUGUCGCUCUUUGUGGAUCAUAAACAGCAAAUUGUUCA